AUGGACCGGGAGCCUGGAAACUCCCUUUUUUCGUGUGCAGAUGAAAUACAGGGUGCGCUGGAAAAGCAUAUCAUCAUGAGUGGCGGGGCCACUCUGCUGGAGUCCAUCCGCCAGGCUGGGGGCAUCGGCAAGGCCAAGCUCCGCAGUGUCAAGGAGUGCAAGCUGGAGAAGAAGAAACAGAAGGAGCAGGAGCAAGUUAGAGCCACAAGCCAAGGUGGGGACCUGAUGUCGGAUCUCUUUAACAAGCUGGUCAUGCGGCAUAAAGGUAUCUCUGGGAAAGGACCCGCGACAGGGGCCAGUGAGGGGCCAGGAGGAGCCUUUGCCCGAAUGUCAGACUCCAUCCCACCUCUGCCUCCCCCACAGCAGCCACCUGGAGAAGAGGAUGAGGACGACUGGGAAUCCUAGAGGCUCACUCCUUCCCCACCAAGACCCAGAUUUAGGUCUCACCCUCACAUGGACACAACCAGGAUGAGAUAACUGGCCUGUGGGUCCCUCGACCCCUGCUUCCCAUGGAGGAACAGGGACCAUGGAGGACUGUCCCAGACCUGCACCUGGACCUUCUUCAAGGAGUGAGGUAGCCAGCUUCUGAGGCCAAGUGGCUGGGAGCGGGGAGCCCUUGUGCUCUCCUCCAGCCACAGACUGAAGUGAGUACGUGCAUCAAUAAAGCAGUGUCACACGGGAACCGAAAAAA
Mustela erminea (ermine) is the source of this 691-nucleotide messenger RNA. RefSeq names its product WASH complex subunit 1-like. Gene Ontology annotation, cellular component: early endosome; recycling endosome; WASH complex. Gene Ontology annotation, molecular function: alpha-tubulin binding; gamma-tubulin binding; actin binding. Gene Ontology annotation, biological process: Arp2/3 complex-mediated actin nucleation; retrograde transport, endosome to Golgi; endocytic recycling. The transcript has 2 exons. NCBI's taxonomy places the organism in Eukaryota, Metazoa, Chordata, Mammalia, Carnivora, Mustelidae. Bases 1 to 405 code for a protein of 134 amino acids. The record is from RefSeq and is a predicted model, not a curated record.